Messenger RNA from Pelagomonas calceolata, 2121 nucleotides. The record is from the annotation of a GenBank genome assembly. Lineage: Eukaryota; Pelagophyceae; Pelagomonadales; Pelagomonadaceae.
GCCUAAGGAUUGCUUGCGCAAAGUUUGCAGUUUGCAGUGCUAGAUCUAGAGAUCGACAUUCCUGCUCAGAACGCUGCAGCCGCAGCAAUACGAAGAUCGGCCAUGGCUCAAUGCGCGGAGGAGGCCAUGGACUGCGAUGCCGAGUUUAAAACGGAGGGCCACCCCCUCAUCGGCCGCGAGGUCAUCCGCAGCGAUUCGAAGGGCACCGUCGUCGGCUGGCUCUCGGCGGCGGAGUCCGACUUCGUCGACGGCGACGGCCUGCCCGCCGCGCUCUUCCACGUCGAGUACACGGAAGGCGAGCUCGCGGGCGAAGAAGAAGACUUCGAAUUAUAUGAAGUAGAAGAGGCCUUACCGGAGACUAUCGAGCGAACGGCGAAGCCCUGGAAGGUCACGGACGACAACAAGAAAAUUCUCGAGGAGUUACGCGACGGCGAGCUCAAGAAACCGGACGGCGCGCGGACGGCCACGCAGCUUGCGGCCAAGGCGGUGCGCCUGAAAUUCUUCCAGAAGAAGAAGCAAGGGGCCAUCCAAUCGAUGAUCAGCAAGUGGCAGCUUGUAUCCCAAGAACACAAGGACCCACGCGGGUUGCGAGUCGCCGCCCACGCGAAGCUCAAACUCGCCGAGAUUGAGGCCAAGGACGUGACGGCGCGCAAGGGCGACUUCAUCGUCGCGAACCAUGGUUUGGAUUGCAGAAGUGGGCUAGGAUCGAACAAGCACCCGCGAGACGCGGCUUUGGGCCCGGUCUACGUGAGGAUCAAGAACGGCGGCAGCGCCAAAGACGUCGAGGAGGCGACCACGGAAGCGCUCCACGCGGCCUUAGCGGUGCUGUCGUACCACGAGGCCCACGGCCGCAAGCAAUUAGAGGAGCUCGAGCGCGCGAACGCGACGAGGUACGCCGCGGUCGUGAAAUACCGCGAGAAGUGGGACGACCAGACGAUCCUCAAGGUCGACGACGGCUGGAGUACGUCCGACAUCGAUGGCGUCAGGCGCAUUAAGACCGCCCCGGGCAUGCCCGACCUCCUCGAGGUCGUUGUCAAGGGCCAGCACUUCGGCAAGCAGCGCGAGGACACGGAGGAGGGCCUCAAGGAGAUCAAGCGGAUGGUCGAGGAGACGCAAUCGGAGGAGCUGGGGCGCCGCGCCGCGAGGAAAGAGGCCGACGCCGACCUCGCUUCCGGUGUGACGACUCUGCAGCAGAAGGUCGUCGAGCAGGGCAUCACCUUCGUGUCGCCCGAGCAGCAGGAAGCGUUGGGCGACGACGCGCCGGCCCCGUCCUGGAGGGUGGAUGCGCCGCCGCAGCAGCAGCAGACAUUUCUCCGGGCGCAGCGGACUGGCAAAGUGGAUAGAGAUGUGGCGCAGUCCAUAGGGGCGGCCUACGAGGCGGCGGCGGCGGCACGGCGCCUCGGACUCUGGGGCGCGCCCGAUGACCGGGACAUGACGGAUUGGGAGGCGCACGUGCGCGCGAGCGGUCAGAAAACGCCGGCCGCCGACCGACCGACGAAGACCUGCUUCGACGAGCUGACACGCCCGACGGAUCGAGACCUCACGGAGCUGUUGGAUGCGCUAGGAGUCGACGCGCCGAUAGUUUGUUCUGCUGCGCCGGCCAGGCCGCAGGAGCUCCUCGGGGCGGGCCGGCAAACGAAAGAUAGGUCGCGCAAGCUCUUUGUUGAAGUGGAGGCGGAGCACGGCGCCGCCGUUGCCGGGGAUCGGAGGGGGUUCGACUCGUUCAAGGACGCUUUGAAUGCCCGCGCGCGGGAAACUGGCUUCAUGAAAGAAGCCAUCGAACUAUUUAUCGGCGCGCGCUUGACACAGCCCCAGUACGCGGCCGUGGAGGAUUGCUUCUGUAUCGACGUUCUUAUUGACUUCGACGACGGCGGCGAAGAGAAUCUCUCCAUCGCCGUGCCGGAGGGCGUCGUCCUUCGGCCGACGACGUUCGCCAGCCGCUGGAAGUACGGCGCCUUCCGUCCCGAGUGGCGGCGCUACUACGGCGCGCGGCUCAUUCAGAUCGUCUCGCUGCGGGCCGCCUUCGCGACUGCCAUGUAUGCAGCGUUGCACGCGCGAGGCCUCGAUUAGCUGCCAGCGCAGCCGUCGCCGCGUCGCGUUCUCCGUUCUAAGAAGUGUGCG